AUGUGUGCUGAUACGAAUAAUAGUAUAGAAAAUGAGGAAGGUGAUGACAAUGAUGAAGAAGCCGAGGAAUAUGAACCAGUAUUUAAAUUUUGUCCAAUUACAAAUUCAUCUGAAUUUCGAGAAAAUAAGAAUAAUACGAAAAAUGCACCAGCUGAGUUUAGUUGUAUGGCUGUACAUGCAAGAUUUAUUGUUGUUGGAAAAACAACAGGAGAAAUUAUAAUAAUGGAUCAUAUGGGACAUACUAUACCACAAUAUCAAAUUAAAGCGCAUACAUAUCCAGUAAAUGCAAUAUCGAUUGAUGAUAAUGGAGAUUAUAUUGGCAGUUGUUGUCAAGAAGGAAAAGUUAAAAUAUCUGGUUUAUUUAGUAAAAACGAAGAUCAAUUACAUACAUUUCCUCGUCCUAUCAAAGCUGUUUGUCUUGAUCCAAAUUUUUCGAAAUCAAAACAAUAUAUAACAGGUGAUACAACUCUUAUUCUUAAUGAAAGAGGUACAUUUCGACAUAAAGAAACCAAAUUAAUCGAUUUUCAAGGUGGACUCAUUCAUACACUUCGCUGGAAAGAAACAUUAAUUGCUGCUGCCAAUGACAAAGGUGUUGGUGUUUAUGAUUUACGUGCACGUCGAUUAGUUGGAUUUCUUGAAUCUACUGAUACUAAUACAGAUGUUCCACGUGGAAUUUUUCCAAGUCGAAUAUCAUGGAAUGAUUCAACAACAUUAGUAAUUGCAUGGGCGAGUACUGUUAAAGUUAUUACUAUUACAAAUGAUACGAUGUAUGAUCAUCAAUCAUCUAUACCUAGAAAAAGCAUAAAUAUAGCUGCAUCAUUCAAACUCGAAUUUUUCGUAUGUGGUUUAACAUCGAUUAAUCGUGAUUUAGUUUUUCUUAGUAUUGAAAAUUUCACUAUUUCUGAUGGUACAUCGGAAUUGUCGUUAACAAUUUUAUCACCAAGUGGUAAAGAAUAUGAAGAAAAAGCACAUGAUCCAUUUAGCAUGCAAGGUGAUCAACAAACAUCACCAUUUCAAUUUCAACUUGAAUAUUUACCAGAUGAACAAUGUUUUUUUAUUUUAAAUCCAUAUUCAAUUAGUAAAGCUGAACGUCGAGAUUAUGAUGAUCAUAUUGAUUUUUUAAUAAAAAAACAAAAAUUUGAUGAAGCAAUACAAGCUUUUGAAAAACCACCUACACGUAUUGAUGCUAAACCAAAACGACAUACUCAACAAAGUGUCUACCUAGCGUAUGUAACAUCAUUGAUGGGAAAUAAAGAAAUUGAAAAAGCUGUGAAAUUAUUUCCACUUGUUUAUAAAACAGCAGAAGAAUGGGAAGAACAAAUUCUUCUAUUUAUUGAACGGGACCAACUUGAUAUGCUAACGCCUUAUAUUCCAACAGAUGCACCUAAACUUCAUGCACCUGUUUAUCAAAAAAUACUUGAAACAUAUUUGCAAAAAAAGAAAUAUGACAAAUUAAAAGAAUUAUUAACAAAAUGGCCAUCAGAUAUUUAUGAUUUAAGUGUAAUUGAUCAAUCAAUUAUUCUACAGACAAAUAGUGAAAAGACACCUCAAGCAUUACUUGAAUGCUCAGCAAUUAUAGCAGAAAAACGAGGCGAUAUAUCCAAAACACUCACUAUUUUUUUAAAAAUGCAAAAUAUUCAAGUAUUUCAAUUAAUUGAACGAAAACAACUUUAUGAAAAAAUUCUUCCAAAUAUUCAAACACUCAUGGCAAUUAAUCAAAAUUAUCUUGAUGCAGUAUUUUCGAGAAAGCCUGAUGAUACUCGUGAUUUUCAUACACGUCAAGUAUCACUUUAUGCUGAAUAUGAACCUACAAAAUUAAUGGGAUUUUUACGUAAAGCUGGCAAUUAUAAUAUACAAGAAGCAUUAAGUAUUUGUGAAAAAAAAAGAUUACCACGUGAAACAGUUUUUCUAUGUGGACGAUCGGGCAAUGGACGUGUUGCUUUACAAAUUAUUCUUAAUGAAUUAAAUGAUAUCGAAGAAGCUAUUCAAUUUUGUCGUGAAACAGGUGAUAAGAAAUUAUGGGAUACAUUAAUUGAACAAUCUAUAAAUAGACCAGAUUUUAUUCGAGGUCUAUUAAAUCAUGCUGGUGGUGAUAUUGAUUUACAAGAAUUGAUUGAUAAAGUUAAAAAUGAUUUACGAAUUCCCGGUUUACGUGAUUCGUUAUGUAAAAUAAUGCAAGAUUAUAAUAUUCAGAUGUCCAUAUCGGAAUGUUGCCGAAAGAUAAUUGUCCAUGAUUGUUUAGCAUUACGAAAACAGACAGUAACAUUACUACAAGGUGGUUAUCCAGUCAAAGAUUCUGAUCUAUGUGCUAAAUGUCAUAAUCCUGUAUACAGUUGUGACCUUCUAACGAAUCCUCCCAUAUCUGUCUUCUUUUGUUUACAUGUCUUUCAUGCAAAAUGUAUUGAAACAAAUCCAGAUGUAUGUGGUGUCUGUUCAACAAAUGCUCUAUUUACUACAGCUUAG
Adineta steineri is the source of this 2463-nucleotide messenger RNA. The record is from the annotation of a GenBank genome assembly. NCBI's taxonomy places the organism in Eukaryota, Metazoa, Rotifera, Eurotatoria, Adinetida, Adinetidae.